AUGGCCGCUCCUCAGGGCAGCGCCGCAACCUCCAGACGGCCAGGCUCCUCGGGGAGAGGCCCAGACUCAACACCGAUUACAGGAGAAGUGCGUAGAGCAUCUCCCCGUUACAGCACUCGGUCACAGCUCUCAUACAUCUCCAGCUCCGUCCGCCCUCACCUCCAAACGACGCUACGGACGCAUUACAUAACAGCCGAGCAGAUGGAUGCUCAGUCUGUGGCACUCACGCUCUUCGGGAUACGGGCUGACGUCAUGGCGGCCGUAGACCGGGGCAUCAGAGACAGAGCACAUCCUCCUGCACUGGGGCUGCUCACCGCGGUAAAGUGGCCCUGCAUUUCGUCGGCAGCGGUAAAGAGGUCCGCACUUUGA
This is a messenger RNA of Knipowitschia caucasica, 369 nucleotides long. NCBI's taxonomy places the organism in Eukaryota, Metazoa, Chordata, Actinopteri, Gobiiformes, Gobiidae. The record is from the annotation of a GenBank genome assembly.